AUGCUUAUUUUCUCUAGCAAGUUGAGGAAACUUAUGAAUUUAUAAUUUACCAAAGUUGAACUUUUAAAAGCAUUCUAAAAUAGUUCUGUAUAUUUGCAUAAAUCAGAUAAAAUAAUCGAAGAAAACUUAAUAAAGUAAAUGUAACUCUUUUAAAUAUAAAUUGAAAAAGAGAAUCUUAUGAUGUAUAAAAGAGCAGAUAUAGCAUCCAUUACUCAAGCUAUAAAUUAUUUAAAUGAAUCUAAUCCUAUUCAAUCACUAAAUAUUCAAGUUGAGACCUUAAAAAAAAGAAUUAGAAAAAUUUAAUCGUCUUAAAAGAAUUGA
This is a messenger RNA of Paramecium pentaurelia, 321 nucleotides long. NCBI's taxonomy places the organism in Eukaryota, Ciliophora, Oligohymenophorea, Peniculida, Parameciidae. The record is from the annotation of a GenBank genome assembly.